CAAUUAAUAAAGAUUUCUUUGAGUACGUUAGAGUAAACUUUUAUUUUUUUGAUAGUGUAAUUUUUUUAUCGGGAACAUUAAUGGCACAUCCUAAUUAUUACAAAAUAAAAAUCGUACUAGAAGAUUAUGAGCACUAAGAAAGGAAUAUAACUCCAACCAUCAUGAGGAAACUAAAUGAUAAGACAACCUACUAAUUAAGACUAACUUAUAAUGAUGACUGAUGCCCUUGUAUCGAAAGGGCGCAUGUUUAUCAAUGUGGGGGUUAAUAUUGAAAAUACAAGAAGAAAGGAAAGGGGAUUUGUUUAGGUAUUAAUGUUAAUCAAUGUAGAAAAGCUAAUUAAAAAGAAAAUGCAUUGACGUGUUGAGUGUGGUACGCCAUACGCCAAAUUGCAAUAUUGCAUUUGCAUACGUGUGGAAGAGGAAGACUGACUGAGUGGACGGUUUUCCAUGAAUUGGCAAAGCUUUCUUCAAAUUCCAUCGCAACUCACAAGCGAAAACAACAGCUAAGAAAGCCAUAACCUCUUAAUUUGCCGAAAGGCAGGGAUAGGCAACGGUGCGGCACGAACUGGAUCUACGACAAUCUCAAUUCAAUUGUAAAAUAAAUUUCAGGACCAAAGAUUGGAUUAUUGUUGCAUUUGAUAAGUUUGAUUCAGUCCGUUUUUCUUCCAUGGUUAUAGAAUUUAUGCGAGCAAAAACAGAACCACAUUAUAUUCGAUCUAGUACGUAAUGUCGUAAUCCGAACCAAACCCUACCCAAAGCUAAAGAGUGAACUUUGGCCGGUGCCUUGGACGGCUUUUGGGCUUCGGAUUGAGCCCACUAAAAGUGAACACUUUCGAGUUCAACCACCCAAAAAGGCAAAACAUAGUAGCUCACUUAUGCUCCCUCUUGAACUCCUUUGCUUCUGGGCCCAUAUCAAUCCCGGCCCACCGUCAAUCUAAUCACAGCCUCCCAAAUUUCUCCCGGUCCCGGUUUCCGGGAAUAUUUUCCCGAGCAUAUCCUCGUAAAACAAUUCAUUCUCCGACGAUCUAAAAUCCCAGUUUCCUUAAUCCAACAAUCCCACUCAGUUCCACUUUCUUCCUCGUAUCACUGUCUCCUUCCAUGUCGUAACUAUUACUGUCAUGCCCGGAAAACUGCUCUCAGUUCACCCCCGGCGUUUCCAUUUCCUCUCCCACCUCACUUCAAUCCCUAAACCGCCCAACACGCCGAUCGAAAACCCAUCUUGGAAAUUAUCAACCGAUCACCAAUUCGGCCGGGUGCCAUCUCCUUAACCCAUGAAUCCGACGGUGGAGUUCUUCCCCGACGAAGUAAUCCUCCAGAUUCUGGUUCGAUUGCCGGUCAAGGCGCUCUUCCGAGCGAGAACGGUCUGCAAACGGUGGCUCUCGCUAUCCAAAGAUAAGUACUUCAUCCAAUUCUACAACGAACUAGCUGUGAAAAACUCGACGGUCCUAUUAGAUGUAUCCGAUUCCUCUGAAUUGAAAUCGACAUUAAUAUGCGUCGAUAACCUAGCUGGGGUCUUCGAAUUCUCCCUAGAUUUCAUCGACGAUCGAGUCAAAAUUAGGGCUUCCUGCAAUGGCCUGCUGUGUUGCUCCGGGGUCCCCGACAGGGGCUUGUACUACGUCUGCAAUCCGAUGACCAGGCAGUUCAAGGUGCUUCCCAGGAAUAGGGAAAGGCCAAUUACUAGGUUUUAUCCAGAUAGUGAGGCAACAUUGGUUGGGCUAGCCUGCGAUCUGACUCUGCACAAGUUCAAUGUCGUUGUGGCGUUCUAUCACCGCGCUUUUGGGCACAGGCCGGAUGGAACGUUCGUGUGCUAUGUGUUUGAUUCUGGGAUGAAUAAGUGGAGGAAGUUUGUGUCGAUUCAGGAUGAUCAUUUCACGCAUAUGAACCGGCACCAGGUCGUCUUUGUGAAUGGUUCGCUGCAUUGGUUGACCGGUAGUUGCUUGUUCGUGCUGGUGCUUGAUGUGGAGUGUGAUGUGUGGAGGAAGAUUUCGCUUCCGGAUGAGGUGAGUUAUGGGGUGGGGAACCGGGUUUAUCUGCUCGAAUUGGAGGGUUGUCUGUCGGUGGUGCAGAUCUCGGAGGCUUGGAUGAAGAUAUGGGCGAUGAAGGAGUAUGAUAGUGAAGUGUGGAGUGUGGUGGAUCGAGUCAGCUUGAGGUGUAUUCGCGGAAUGGUACCCGGGAUUUUCCCAAUUAGCCAGACGAGUGAGCAUGUGUUCUUGGCUACUCAUAAGCAGGUGCUGGUGUAUAAUAGGAAGACUAGAGUGUGGAAGGAGAUGUAUUCUCUGAAGACCAACAGCUCUUCGUUCCCAUUGUGGUUCUCGGCUCAUGCUUUUCGGAGUACAAUCUUCUCUUGCGACUGAGAUGGUAAAGAUUGAAUCUAUCUCCCGCUCUAUGUGUACAGGACUUUCCUAUUUGACGCAGCUCAGGCAUUAUGCUAUUCACAAUGUGAAUGUCCAAUAAGCCAACCAUUUCACUUGGAAUAGUGUCCUUGCCGCAUGUUAAUAAAUCUUCCAGUGUUUCUCUACAAAGGGUCUGAGUGUGGAAGGAAAUGUACUCUCUGAUGGCCACGACCUUAUAUCCAUUGUGGUUCUUGCCUCACAGCUUUGGAAGUGCAAUGGUCUCUUGCAGGUGAGAUCUGAGGUAGAGACUGAAUUUACUUGUGUUUACUGUGUACAUGAAUUUGCCAUGUCUAAUAAUCAUGCCUAUUAGUAAGGAAACCAAUUCAUUUGGGAACCGUGUCCUUGGCUCGUAUGUUAAUAAAAUGUGUACUCGAGGUCUAGAUAACCCACAAGGCGAAAAGGCUGCUUCUUCUCCUUGUACAUGUGUUUAUUUCUAUUCCCUGUCUAGACUUUGGUUGCGCAUGUUGUAUAAACUAUUGGUAGGAGAAAGAGAUAAUCUAAUUUGUGUUGUGUUGUGUUGUGUUGCAAAAAGCUGGCUGUCUCUGGCAUUUGGGAUUUAGUUUUUGCAUCAGAAACUAGCUGACUGAAAUCUUGCCAGAGAGUCCUCUGGUGCAGUGGUAUUUUGUUAUGGUGGUAUGGUUUAUGUCCUUUCCUGCUUGGAAGACAAGGCUGGGAGUCUGUAGCCAAUCCAUGGAUGAUGUUGCAAGCUUGUUGGACAAUGCCAAUGCUGCAUGAUUGGGAGGUUGUAUCCUUGGAACAAACAAAAAACUGUUUGUGGCAAAACGUUGCCUGUAGAUGUCGUUCGGUUCGGAUUAUGAUUGGUUGGUUGUUAUUGGUUUUGCAAACAAGUAGGCCGCGGUUGAAUUUGGUUAUUUUAUGGUCAAUGGUGGAAUUGAGGGAAGGAGCUCUGUUUUGAUUAAGCGAUCUGGGUUUAGCUUCGGGCUGCAAGUGAGCAGGAGAAGGCUCGACGGAAUAGCUAUUCUCCAUGUAGGAGAAAGCUGAAGUGCAUGUGCUUGCGAGAAAGUCUAGGACGGCGUCUAUGUAACAUUUAACCUCGUCCCUGAUCGAGUUCGACCAUGGUUCACGAAGUUUGGAUGGGAAGUAUCAAGUAUAAAAAUAGACAGGUUUGGGAAUGGGGUUGUAGUAGAAGCCAGAAGGGCAAGUUUGACAUAAAAAUGUUAGAGGCAGGUUCAGAAAACCACAAAAUGUAGAGGGGCAAUUUAUGUAUUAAGUAUUAACCCUAAGAAAUAAUGUAAAGACUCGUUCUUUGAAGCCUUUCUCACAAGUCGCAAUUAGUGAUGGGAAUAGGGUGGGAUGGAGCGUGACGAGUACAUCGGGACGGGUACAUCAACACUAAUACUUGUUUCGCACUAAGAAAUUAAUACUUGUUUCGCACUAAGAAAAAAAUAGGCAAAAUACCCCUGUAUAGUCAUAACUUUCACACUUUUGACAAAUAUAGCCAUUUCUAUUCGAAAACCACAAAUAGCCAAUUCUGUCCAUUUUGGUAACGGUGUUAGUAGACGUUAUGACUGUACUAACGGCUUGCGCUAAGUUGGCCACUGAGUUACCCCACCUUCCGACGUGGAAAAAAGAAGAAGAUGAAAG
Linum trigynum is the source of this 3998-nucleotide messenger RNA. Lineage: Eukaryota; Viridiplantae; Streptophyta; Magnoliopsida; Malpighiales; Linaceae. The record is from the annotation of a GenBank genome assembly.